Drosophila subpulchrella is the source of this 874-nucleotide messenger RNA. RefSeq names its product methylosome subunit pICln (gene icln). Gene Ontology annotation, biological process: spliceosomal snRNP assembly; chloride transport; cell volume homeostasis. The transcript is spliced from 2 exons. The record is from RefSeq and is a predicted model, not a curated record. Gene Ontology annotation, cellular component: plasma membrane; spliceosomal complex; cytosol. Bases 96 to 743 code for a protein of 215 amino acids. NCBI's taxonomy places the organism in Eukaryota, Metazoa, Arthropoda, Insecta, Diptera, Drosophilidae.
GGCAGACAUAAAAACAGUGCUGGAAAGGACUGGAGCUUUGGCAAAACUGUUGUUUGAUCGCGCUUUUUACAAUUACUCUAUAAAAUUGUAUUAAAAUGGUGCUUAUUAUGCGUGUUUCGCCGCCCGAACACGGCCUUCUGUAUACGGCCAACAACAUCAAGCUCAAACUGGGCGACAAGGUGGUGGGCGAGGGCACGAUUUACAUUGCCCAAAAUACGCUAUCCUGGCAGCCAACUGACCAGCCGGAGGGCAUAUCCAUCGAGUGGAAGCAGGUGAGCCUGCACGGCAUCUCCUCGAACCCGAGGAAGUGCAUCUACUUCAUGUUGGACCACAAAGUGGAGUGGAACGGCGUCUACGGAGAUCCUCCGCAGCCGGCGGUUAAUGGCCAGAAUGGCGGGGGUCCAGACGCCGACGUGGACGAAGGAAAUGGGAGCGAUGAGCAUGAGGAUGACGAUAAUUUUGAGGACGCCGUGGACGAGCAGUUCGAGGAGGUCACAGAGUGCUGGCUGCUGCCGGACGACAUCCACACCGUGGACACCAUGUACAGCGCCAUGACCACUUGCCAGGCACUGCAUCCGGACUCGGCGGACAGCGACUCGGAGGACAGCGAUCCCAUGCAGGAUGCCGGUGGCUUGAACGACGAGGCCAUGGAGGAGGAUGACGCCCUGACGCUGGGACGGAACGGCGUCCAGAAUCUCAGCCUGGACGACGAUGAUGAGAGAUUCGAGGACGCCGACGAGUGAAUCAGCAUCACCUAUUUAUAUACCGACAUCCCUUUUUUACCAGAUUAAGUGUACGAAUUGUAAAGAUACAUAUGUAUUGGAUUAGAUUUUGAAGAACUAAAUAAAACGCUGUGAGCGCGACUAAAAACUAA